UCGCACCCGGAAACAGAGCAUCCAUCCAAGACGUACCAAGUCGCAGAGGCAAAGCAAGAGAACGCAUCAAGGCACAGUAAGAAUUAAAAGCAGAGGGGAAGAACCCAAGAAGCAGAACAAGCAGAUCGAUCGAACCAUGGACAUGGAGAUGACAUCUUCCUCGGCGCCGGGCACGUCCUACUUCAACCUUUCCGUGGCGCAGGCCGUGGUGACCCUCUCCAUCAACGUCAUCCUCGUCUGGCUCUCCGCCAUCAUCAAGUCCUCCUCCUCCUCUUCAUCAUCGUCAUCAUCCACCAACCACCGCUCGACCGAGGCUCCCACGACGGCCCCGGAGCCGACGCCGGCGGCGGCAAGAGGAGGAGCCCCGGAGGUCGACCUGGACGUGGUUCUCGGCGUGAUGGGCGCGAGCGGCAGCGCCACGUCAGUCGGGUACGAGGAGGCGGCCGCGCUGUUCGAGGAGGAGGAAGCGACCGUGGAGGAGGCCGCGGCGGCGUUCCGGGUCUUUGACAGCAACGGCGACGGGUUCAUCGACGCCCGCGAGCUCGGGAGCCUUCUCGGGGCGCUCGGGUUCACCGCCGGCGUCGCCGAAGCGGAAUGCCAGCGCAUGAUCGACGCUUACGAUGAGGACAAGGACGGCCGGAUCGACUUCCAGGAGUUCCUCGCCUUCAUGGAGAGGAGCAGCAGCUCGUGAAGCAGUGGCCGGAUUGACUUGGUCGGAUUCUUUGUUUUGUUCGUUCGUUCGUUCGUUCGUUCGUUCUCUUUUUUUCUUGGCCCGGAUGGAGCCGAAUGAUGCAUACAAUUACAACCCCGUGUAUAUUCAAUUCGAUUCUUCAUACACUAAACUGUAUGGAAUUAUAAAUCGUUGAGCAUAAUAUAUAGACUCGGUUGAAACAUUACUCCGAU
Molecule: messenger RNA, 903 nt
Organism: Brachypodium distachyon (stiff brome)
Lineage: Eukaryota; Viridiplantae; Streptophyta; Magnoliopsida; Poales; Poaceae
Product: probable calcium-binding protein CML45
Exons: 1
Coding region: 137-691 (184 amino acids)
Molecular function (GO): calcium ion binding
Source: RefSeq, a predicted model, not a curated record